UUAAGCGACACAACUUGAUAUUAUAUAUGAUGCUAAAGUUGUAAGAAGUAAUAAAAAUUUAAAAUAGGAAAUUUUGUAAAUAACCACCCUCAAAACACACUAUUUAGAACUAACCACCCUUUUCUACGAAUUUUUAAAAUUUAAAUAAAAAAGAGUUAGCAAUGACCACCCCUUCUCAUAUUCUGGCCAAUUUUCUGAUCUUGGGGUCCACGUAACGGCUAGUUUCUUUUGUUUUUUUUAAACCCUUGGACUCGGUUUUUUUCCUCUUGAUUUUGAAAUUUAACCUGCUAUGCUCCUCAACAAAACUCCAAAUUCACCCAUAAUUCUCCAAAUUCUCCUAGAAUUCUCUAAAUCCUGUCAAUAAUUCAUCUUAAAGGUGUAAUUCGGAAAAGGUUGAAGCGAAAAAUUAAGGGCUCCUCUGCAGCCAGCUCUGAAUGUAACUCCUCUUAAUAGCAUGCCCUACAUUGAUCCCAUUCCACCACAAGGUAGUGAUAUCCCAUUAGGUCCUGUAGAUAAGGCCAAACCAGCUUUGGUAUAUUUGCCUUCUGAACCUACUGAGGAGGAAUGGGGUCCUAUCUUAUCUGCUACGAAGGGCGGAAUUGGUUUGGGUGGCAGUGCAGCCCUUGGAGCAAUUGGGCCAGUUCUUGGGAAGUUGGAUAUUAGUGAAAGUGAGGAUUCUUACCUCUUUCGAGUGUCCCUUCCAGGUGUUGCAAGAGAUGAUUUCACAUGUGAUGUGGUGCCUUCUGGACAUGUAACUAUCAAGGGUGUUACUACAACUGGAGAGAAGACUGUCUACAAGAAUUCCUUGAAAUUUGAGAUGCAAUCUCAGAACCUGUGCCCACCGGGUCACUUUACCAUCUCAUUUCAUCUGCCAGGACCUGUUGAUUCGCUACAUCUAUCCGGCCAUUAUGGAAAUGAUGGUGUUUUUGAGGGCAUAGUGAAAAAGAAGAAACCAUCAGCUUGAUGUGUUUGUAGAAUUCUAUGUACAUUCUUUAGUUGUCAAACCAUAUCAUAGAACAAAUAGAUAGGCAUGACUGCCUAUUGAUUUAUUUAAAUUAUACCAGAAGUUUGCAUUGGAGUCUUCUUAGAGCAACAGUUGGGUCCAUCCCGAUACACAGCUUAACAAAGGGAGGUUUGAUUGAUCCAUUCUAUCGAAAUUUGCAAUGUACAAGCAACAUUGUUCUGGGUUUUUGCUACUGGUACUACUGGCAAGCAGGAGAUGCAGUCCAUUAUGCAGCUUGCUUGCAGUUCUCAAGUAGACCUUCAUUUUGUUGUGGCUUUUGUACUUGAAUGUUGUAACAGUUCAAGUGAAAACUUAGAAUUAUCAAAGAAUUGGGCUUGGUUUUAUAA
Molecule: messenger RNA, 1350 nt
Organism: Chenopodium quinoa (quinoa)
Lineage: Eukaryota; Viridiplantae; Streptophyta; Magnoliopsida; Caryophyllales; Amaranthaceae
Product: alpha-crystallin domain-containing protein 22.3-like
Exons: 3
Coding region: 455-964 (169 amino acids)
Cellular component (GO): nucleus
Source: RefSeq, a predicted model, not a curated record